UGUAUAUAUAUAGUAGACAAUGUAAUUGAUAAAAGGAAGAGAUACCUGUCCAGUGGAAGUAUAUAAUCAAGUCGCCAUGGUUGUAGGCAGUUACUUAAUUUCGGCCAUACUUUUAGCCAUUUCUACAUAUCUGUUAUGGCACAUAUCCAUUUUCGUGAGGAAAUACAAAAAAUGGAGAGCAGCAUCGUUUAAACAACACAUAGCUAUUGUAGGUCCCAUUCAUCCAAUAUGGGGCUCUCUUCACUUGUUCACUGAUCUAAAUUCAUAUUUUAAACUGCUUGGAUCAAUUAUUGAUAAUGAGAGACCUAAGGUUUACUGCGCAUGGGUAAUGUUUUUCUUUCCUAACUUUGGAAUAUGUCACCCAGACAGUGCACAGAUCUUGUAUAAAUCCUCCGAACCAAAGGCUAUCUCUACAGCAGGAAGUUAUAAAUAUAUCAAAGACUGGAUAGGUGAUGGAUUGCUGGUAUCUAGUGGAAAGAAAUGGGAGAGAAACAGAAGACUGCUGACACCAGCCUUCCAUUUUGAAAUACUGAAGCCAUAUGUUAAAGUGUAUAACACGGUUACAGAUAUAUUCCUUGAGCAGGUCAAACCCAAUGCCGAAAGUGGCGAGGCUGUUGACAUAUUUCCCUAUGUUACUUUAACGACUUUGGAUACAAUUCUUAGAUGUGCAUUUUCAUACGAAGGGAACAUUCAAGGCCAAGGAUCUAAGCACCCAUAUGUGCAUGCGGUAAACAAGCUGUCAUCUCUUCUAGUAAGCCGAUUACUAAAACCAUGGUUAAUGCACGAUUUCGUCUAUUAUAACUUGAGCAGCGAAGGGAGAGAAUAUAAAAAGUGUUGUGAUUAUGCACAUGAGUUCUCAAAUGGAAUUAUACAAAAGAGAAAGAAAAUUCUGAUUGAAGAAGGUCCACCUACAAAGCGCCAUCUAGAUUUUUUGGACAUUUUACUAACUGCCAAAGACGAUAAUGGAACAGGACUUUCAGAUGAAGAUAUUCGUGCCGAAGUUGAUACUUUUAUGUUUGAAGGUCAUGAUACUACAGCAUCAGCAAUAAGUUGGGCAAUAUACUCGCUUGGGAAAAAUCCAAAAGAACAAGAUAUAGUCUAUAAAGAAAUGUCAAACUUAUUAAAAUACAACACAGAAAUCAGUUGGGAAAAUCUUCAAGAAAUGCCACAACUAACAGCUUUUGUUAAAGAAUCAAUGAGAAUGUUCACGCCUGUUCCAAUGGGGGCACGUCAGCUGACGUCACCAAUGACGAUAGGUGACGUAGUAAUACCUGCUGGUGUAAACGUAGAUGUCAAUCAACACAUGAUUCACCAUCACCCGGAUGUUUGGCACGAACAUGAGGUGUUUAAACCAGAAAGAUUUCUUCAAAAUGAUGCAACAGAAAGACAUCCUUACAGUUUUGUUCCUUUUGCUGCUGGUCCAAGAAAUUGCAUUGGACAGAAUUUUGCUAUGAAUGAAAUAAAAGUAGUCAUUGGCAGGUUGGUUCAUAGAUACAAAGUAAAGCUGGUCGAAGGACACAACUAUGAUAUAAAUCCUGAACUAGUAAUGAGAGCAAAACAUGGCAUUAAAGUAAUACUUGAAAGUCGAGUGAAAAAUCAGAAAUAAAUUGUUAAAUUUUUAAAAGUGGGAGGAAAAGUAUGUGUAUGAUGAUUGAUGUAAUCUAUAUAUGACAGAG
This is a messenger RNA of Mytilus trossulus (common blue mussel), 1676 nucleotides long. RefSeq names its product cytochrome P450 4F4-like. The transcript is spliced from 13 exons. Gene Ontology annotation, molecular function: oxidoreductase activity, acting on paired donors, with incorporation or reduction of molecular oxygen; heme binding; monooxygenase activity. The record is from RefSeq and is a predicted model, not a curated record. Lineage: Eukaryota; Metazoa; Mollusca; Bivalvia; Mytilida; Mytilidae. Bases 77 to 1606 code for a protein of 509 amino acids.